Molecule: messenger RNA, 4248 nt
Organism: Jaculus jaculus (lesser Egyptian jerboa)
Lineage: Eukaryota; Metazoa; Chordata; Mammalia; Rodentia; Dipodidae
Gene: Pcare
Product: photoreceptor cilium actin regulator
Exons: 5
Coding region: 1-4248 (1415 amino acids)
Source: RefSeq, a predicted model, not a curated record
AUGGGGUGUACGCCUUCACACAGUGUCAUUGUCAACAGCGUGGCCAAGAGCGGCUUUCAGUUUUUGAAAAAGCCCAAGGCAAUUUUGCCGGGCCGCCAGCGGGACAGUGAAAGAUGUUCUGUCCCUGUGCUGGUUAAGAGUUCCACCUGCUAUGGCCCUGGCGGGGAGCCGCCCCGGACACCGAGGCCAGCAGAGGAACCUGGGAGUUUCGGGAGGUCCCAAACCACAGCUGAAGGGCUUGGUCAGCUCAUGGGAGAAAUGGAAAGACUGAUGCCAGAAACCAAAACCUCCCCGUCCCAGCUGAACAAACCACAAAACAAGGUGGCUGUGGACAUCUCAUUCCAGAAACAAGGCUCUCAUAGGACACAAGACGCAGCCUUUCCUGAGGGAGACAGUGAGUCAAGCAUGACCAAGGAGACCUCCAAAUGGGAAGGGACGCCAACGUGCCAGCCAGAUGAGCAGAACCACUGCUACCAAACCACCCUCCCCGUCCCUGGGUCAGAAGGCAAAGUAGACUUCCCUGAGCCCCUGGUGAAGGCUCACCAGCAGACAUACGCCUACCUUCAUGCCAGCCUCACCAGAUACGAAGCAGUCCUGCACCUGGUCCAGCAGGCCAGCCAGACGAGGGAGCUGCUGGGGCCCAUGCUCGGCUUCCUGCUGCUGUGUUUGGAGGAAGCCACCCAGCUCCUCGGGGAGAUCGCUGAGGAUGGAGACACACUCCUCCAAGAAGUCAGGGAGGAUCUGGCAUGGCCACCGAGCAAAGGAGCGCCCCCGGAGCAGCCAGACCUCCUGCGACAGCUGCUGCAGUACACCGUCAACAAGCUACAAGGGCUCCAGAGCGCGCUGGCCACCCUCAGUGGAAGCCUCCUGGAGGGCUGCAGCAGCUACCUCCACUCCGCUGCCAGCCACCUGGAACACAAGCUUGGCACCAAGAGGUGUGCACACAACCGCCUCCUGAGGGCCCUGGGGCAGCUAGAGAGUCUGGCCAGUGGCCACAGUGGCCCUGGGCUGCAGGGUCCACCCUUGUGCUCUGAGGACAGCGGCAUUGGUGCUGACAGCGAGUCUGUGCAAUCCCUGGACAAGCUGGGCAAGCAAGCUAGCUGGGACUUUGCCCCUGAGCCUGGGGAAUGGAAGCCAGGGACUGCACCCCAGACGGAGGUCAGGCUCUUGGGGCCUGCCUGGCAGCAAGGUCCAUCCUGGACAAGUUCAGACAGACCCCAGGACUGCCCAUGGGCAAGGCCCGCCAUGGCAAAGGUUCAGCCAGCAGCACAGCACGAAGCCAGAAACCCAAGUGCCCCCAGCACAGGCCCAGACGCCGUCACUUCUAGGCCUCUGGAGGCUGGCAGCAGCACCCCGUGGGAUUCCCUGAAAGUCGGGGUCCCUACGGAAGCACAUCGUCCUGGAAGCUCUGGGUUGAUGGGUGCUCCAUACCCGAGCGAAGGUGAGGACAGCAGCCUGGAGGAGGAGGAAGAGGAGGAGGAGGAGGAAGCCAGCGGCGCAGGUCUGUGUGCAGAACCUGGGAAGGCUCCGGGGUCAAGGCCACGGUGUUCACCCGCUGUCCGGGACAGCCUGUUUCAGCCACGCUCCGGGAGGCCAGGGAGCCCCCAGGCCCAGGAAAUGAUUCUGAAGAUGAAGGAAGCCAUCAGUGAAAGAAUCAAGUUCGUCCCAGCGGCCUCCAGACAGCAGGACUGGGUGGAGGAGGACGAGGGGAGGAUGAAGAGCCCACCUAGACCUCGCACAGCCAUUGGCAGCAGGAGGACACCGGAGCGAAAAAGGAGAUCUCAGUCGGAGGGGUGUAUUAAGAGCCCCGCAGAGGACCCCACCCUUCAGGAGCUGAGGAGGGUCCAGGCUGACCUCACCCAGAGGCUGGAGAUAUUUUAUGCCCUGGGUGCCCCCCGGCAGAGGCACAGCAAGGACUCGCUUCCACAGCUCAAGGCCACAGCGCUGUGGCCCCCCAGCAACGGCAGGGUGGGCCCCAGCCACACCACCAGCAAGCUCAAGGCCUCGCUCACCAAGAACUUCAACAUUCUGCCCAGUCAGGACAAGAGCAUCUGGCAGAAAUGCGGUCCCCUCCCUGCACGUGAGCAGCCCUGGCAGGAGAGGGCACCAGAGCUACCAAAUGCCAGCCCUCCCCGUGAGAAGGACAACACAGCUCGCGGGGCCACACGGUGGGACGUCGUGGGCUGUUCCACUAGACCAUCAGUGAAGAAACUUAUUGAAACUUUCAGUCCCACCGAGAGCCCGAGGACACUGGGAGACUCAAGGAACUUGGGUCCAAGGCCCUGCCUCAGGAAGUGGGGGGUCCCUGUCACGCUUUCCAGAUUUCCCAUCUACAGAGGGCUUGCCCCACUCUAUCCUAAGCCCCAAAUCUCUCCAGCAGCAGGCAGAAACCCUCUGCAGGUGGGAACGGGCUGGAGGCCUUCAGGGCCCGCGUGUCCCCCUCUACCUGCAGAAGCAUCCAGGAGUGGGGAUACCAGCUGGGAAGCAGUGGAGGACCCCGAGAAUCUCCCUCCACCACCUCUCGAAGUCCUGAUGGACAAAUCAUUUGUUGCUCUGGAGCCCCCCGAGAGCAGCCAGCCAGCAGGCGGCCACCCUGAAGUGGCCACGGCACCCACACUGGCCGCGGCUGGCCCUGCCAGGAAAACCUGGGCUUCUCCGAAGCUGAGAGCGUCCGUGGGCCCCGUGGACUUGUUGCCCAACAAAGGCAGUGGCAGCCCCCCAAGGCUGUGCAGCACGGGCCCGGGGAGAGGCAGGAGCGGCUGCGGUCCCCGGAAGCUGGCCUUAGACCCCAGUUCCUCAUCGGCAGGCAGCCUAGACCCAGAAGUGGGGAGCGAGACUCAGAUGCAGGCCGGGAAGGCGGCAUGCCUCUCCAAGCAUCACCGGAAGGCCACCCCCUGGCACCAUGCCAGCCUCACAUCCGGGCAAAGCAGGACCACAGAACCCAGCCUGGCCAGGCCCACACGAGGGCCAUGUUCUCCAGAAGCCUCCAGACAGAACAGAGACCGAAGCCCACCGAGGGCCAGAAAAGCCUCCUCCGUGAGGGCUCACUGGGCACUGCAAGUGGACAAGCGGCUCCGAAGCCUGCCUGUCUCUCAUGGACCUUCCCAGCCAAACCUUCCCACCAUCCUCAGCUCCCCCAGCCCACCCAUGAGCCCCAGGUCCGAAAGCCCACCAGAGACAAGGAAGCAGACUUCCCCACUGUCCAGCCCCACGCCAGGGAGCCCUCCUGCAGAGCACAAGGUCUCCAGCCCUCCUGUCCAGCACGGAGAAGGAAGUUCCCCUUCCUCUGUCCCUUCUCUGUCCCCUCCAGUGUCCCCAUCUCAGGGACACAAAGAGACAAAACACUUUGAGGACAGAGAAGCCACCAUAGCCAAGGCAUCCAGGAAGGCGUGCUCUAAUUUCUGCCCAGCCACCUCCUCUCCAUCAGAAGCUAAGUCACAGUUCUCAGCUAACCUGCUAACCCCAUCAUCACUGUCCCAAGAGUCUGGGGACCCUUUUGGGACCUCAGCAGGAUACUGGAGGAGCAGCUCAGGGCCACGACUGAGGAUUGACUCACAGAAGAGAAUGGCUCUGAGUGCCCUCAACCCCUUGCCCUUCAUCCAAAGAACAGCUCUCAGCCGCCAGCCAGGUGUCCGGCUUCAGCUGCCUGGCUCCCCUUGGGACUCUCAGCCCUGCCAAAGCAGUGACCAGGCUCAGGCCGCCCAGGGACCAGCAGGGCAGCAAGUGGGCAGCCUCCCUCGCCAGCAGUUCCAGGAAGAGCUUGUAUCCCAGUGGCAGGGCUACAGCUGGGGAAACCAGCAUGCUCCUGGCCUACGCUUCAUGCAGAUGUGGGACCUGAACCUGGACCUGAGUGGGGCUGAGAAAGAUGAAUUCCAGACCAAACCUUUGUCAAGCCACCAUGCAGACAGCAGCAAAGACUGGGCCUGGACCAAGCACAGCCUGCUCCCCAAGGGCUCAGGACAGAAGGCGACUGGAGCUCGACCACGGUCCCAGGUCCCCAGGUCCCAACUGCAGGAUGAGAGGGUUCCUGGAGCCCCGUCCAGCAGCAGCAGCAGCAGCAGCGAGGACGGUGCCAAGCAGGACUCCUUACACUGGAGCAGCGCAGAGUCACAGGGCAGUGGCGGCAGGCGGGCGUCUCCCCCAGACCUGUGCGUGCUAGGCCGCGCACUGCAGCCAGAGGCCCGCCUCAGCCGGGCCCAGGACAGAUCCCAGGCAGAGGCACAGCUCCAGCAGCAGCAGAUGACCUGA